UUUCCUGUAAGACGACAUUCUACUGGUGACUCUGUAAAAGCACAGCAGAGUUAGGCUUGGGAAUUCUUAAAGCAUGUUGACAUUAUUAAGUGUUUAAACGCUGUUUUGGCUACAGUCCGCUGAUACAGCAGCGCUGUUUAUGACUGGUUUAAAGUGUUGGAUUGGCGAAAAACAUGACAGCCAAUGAAGACCAGGAGAUGGAGUUGGAGGCUCUGCGCUCUAUCUAUGAAGGAGAUGACCGCUUUAAAGAGCUCAGCCCUGUUUCCUUUCAGUUCAGGAUAGGAGAUCUUGAGGACUCCAAAUCCUUCCUGCUAGAAGUGGCAUGGCCAGAGAACUAUCCUGAAACUGCCCCGCACAUAUCAUUAGAGACUUUUUUCAACAACAGAAUAUCCCUGGAGACAAAGCAGUACAUUCUUUCCAAAAUGAGUGAACAGGUAGAGGCCAACCUGGGUACUGCCAUGAUGUACACGCUCUUUGAGUGGGCCAAAGAGAACCAGGAAACCCUCAUGGAAAACCAUCAGCCUGUCUGA
Molecule: messenger RNA, 530 nt
Organism: Sinocyclocheilus grahami
Lineage: Eukaryota; Metazoa; Chordata; Actinopteri; Cypriniformes; Cyprinidae
Product: RWD domain-containing protein 4-like
Exons: 5
Coding region: 174-530 (118 amino acids)
Molecular function (GO): protein binding
Source: RefSeq, a predicted model, not a curated record